Molecule: messenger RNA, 733 nt
Organism: Mugil cephalus (flathead mullet)
Lineage: Eukaryota; Metazoa; Chordata; Actinopteri; Mugiliformes; Mugilidae
Product: gamma-crystallin M3-like
Exons: 3
Coding region: 140-694 (184 amino acids)
Biological process (GO): lens development in camera-type eye; visual perception
Molecular function (GO): structural constituent of eye lens
Source: RefSeq, a predicted model, not a curated record
GGGGCCGGCCUGUGGAGCGGGUAUAAAAGCAAAGGGUUAAACCAGGUAGAGUACAGUUCAGUGCAAGAGCAACAACAACAGCAGCUCCAGCAGCACCAGCUCCAGCAGCAGCGGCAGCAGCAACAACCUGACCAGAAAAAUGACUUCCACCGGAAUGAACAUGAUGAGCAAGAUCACCUUCUACGAGGAGAGGAACUUCCAGGGUCGCUCCUACGAGUGCAUGAGUGACUGCCCCGACAUGUCCUCCUACCUGAGCAGGUGCCACUCCUGCAGGGUGGAGAGAGGCUGCUUCAUGGUCUACGACCGCACCAACUACAUGGGCAACCAGUACUUCAUGAGGAGGGGCGAGUACGCCGACUACAUGAGCAUGAUGGGCAUGAGCGACAGCAUCAGGUCCUGCCGCAUGAUCCCCAUGUACAGGGGAUCCUACAGGAUGAGGAUCUACGAGAGGGAGAACUACGGAGGUCAGAUGUACGAGCUGAUGGACGACUGCGACUCCAUCAUGGACCGCUACCGCAUGUCCAACUGCAUGUCCUGCAACGUGAUGGACGGCCACUGGCUGAUGUACGAGCAGCCCCACUACAGGGGCAGGAUGAUGUACAUGAGGCCCGGCGAGUACAGGAGCUUCAUGAACAUGGGAUGGAGUGGCAUGAGGUUCAUGAGCAUGAGGCGCAUCACCGACUCCUGCUACUAGACUCUCUCUUCGCACUGAAUAAAGCUGUCAGAAACUAAA